UCAAACUCUGGUUUCAGAAACUUCUUUGCGUUUAGACGGCAAAAAACAGAAGAUGGAUUUGAUUUACGUCUUUGCCUUUUAUCUGGCGCUGCUUCGUGUCAGGGAGAUCGGCGCGCUGAAGGUUAUCAAACCCAAUGUUGUCGCUUUGGAAAUCAACGGAAACCCGAUGGAGCAGAAGACCACGGUGGAGUUGAGUUGUGGAGACGAGUUCGAAGACGCCGAGAUUCACUGGAGGAAAAAUCAACACAACAUUGCAGCCCGUGGGAACAGUAUAAAAGUGAGCAUCGAGGCCAUGCUGGGAGGAAACUUCACCUGCCACAAUGCAUCAGGAGAACUUCUGAACCACACGCUGGUGCUGGUCAGUCCGCUGGACUUCGAGAAGGCCAUUCUGCUCCAAAAUGACAACAAAGAAUUCGUCACCUGCUUAGCGAGAAACUACAGCGGUCCGUUCCACUGCUCAUGGAAAUGGGAUCCUGUAAGGAACGGCGUCGUGGUGUUUUACAGGGCGCUCCGGAACUCGAGCGUUCUUAACUGCUCCCUGGACAAAGAUAAUGGCGGAUUGACCUGUGAGAAUCUGCAGUGUCCCUUCUCUGAGGAGGUGACUCGCAUUAACCUCACCUUACUGGUCAGAAACCAGUACCGCUUAGAGGAGCACCAGAGGGCUUUCUUCAUCCAUGACAUAAUCAAACCAGAAAAAGUCGACUUCAUCAAGGCUGAAAACAACGAGUUUGCGUGGGAAGUCCCUAAAAUGUGGAACCGUCCGUGUACCUUCUUCCCGCUGCGAUAUGAAGUGAAAGUCGUGUCUCAUCGCAAGGACUGCGAUGACUCGUCACAUGACCGUCCGGAUAGCUUUUACCUGAAUGAGACCCAUUAUAAAGUGUCCAAUAAGAGGAGUUAUACCUUCUGUGUGAGAGCUCAGGACACCUUCACCAAUAAAGUCUGGAGCGACUGGAGCCAGCACAAGGUCGGAAAAACAAAAUCGAAAAAAUAAAAGGGCAAGAAGAAAACGUCCCAGGAUUUUCCAGCCUGUGAUUAUUUGCUGUGCCUCAGUCUGCAUGCUGCUGUAGAAAAGUCAUACAGUGCUGUGAUGCUUUUAAUAUUUAUUGUUAAAGAUUUUAUUUAUUAAAGAAUAACACAUCAGCAACCUCUCUUU
Molecule: messenger RNA, 1153 nt
Organism: Tachysurus vachellii
Lineage: Eukaryota; Metazoa; Chordata; Actinopteri; Siluriformes; Bagridae
Gene: il12bb
Product: interleukin 12B, b
Exons: 9
Coding region: 53-991 (312 amino acids)
Molecular function (GO): protein binding
Source: RefSeq, a predicted model, not a curated record